ACGGGGGUCUUUGGGAAUCAACUCCACUGAGCAGUGCUGGGAGGGGAGAUUUUUUUUUUUUUUCCUCUGACAAAAUGAGGGGAAACGCUGGGGGAAAAGAGUCCACUCUCAGCUAUCCCUCUGGGACUGCACACUGAACGAGGCAGAGACAAUAGCCGGUGUCCUCACGCGCACCGCACACCUGAACUUUUCCUGCGCGCCCGCCUUUUUUUUAUCUCCCUCUCAUCAGAAAUAACAGGCAUCAGCGAGGGUAGUAAUAAUCGUCAACUUUUUUUUUUUCACAGCCUUCGUGAUUCAGGAGUGAAAGUGUACUGCGGCUAUGGCCCCAGGGGGAAAAUGUAAGAGUGUGACUGCAGAGAAGUGACGCCCUGCCCGCAUCCAGAUGUUUCAUGUUUCCCCCUGCGCGCUCUUUGGAAGAGGUCCGGCUCGCAGAGGAACAGGGGGGAUCCUAAACACAACAGUUCAAGCUCCAUGUCACCAGAUCGGUUUUAAAAGGACGCUGAAUAACAUGUUUUUGGUGUAAAGGUGUUUGGAAUUGUAUCCAGGGUGUCCAUUUUUGUGUGUGUCUGUGUGCGUCUGGAGAAUGGAGCGCUGCAGACUGAGGACGCUCAUGCUGCUGGAGGUACAUUUGCUCUGGAUCUGUGCGCUGUCUGUGCAGGGGCUCCCCAGUCCAGAUCAAGACAAUGUGAUUGACCUCCUGGCAGCUCUAAACAUGUCCCACCACAUAACCGGCGUGUCCAGACUGCAGAGUGCCGGCAAUGUGACGUACAGAAUACGUCCAAGGGCCCCGUACCUGAGCCUUCCUCGGGAAUAUUCCAACUUCUUAUACUCCAACCUUCGGGCUGGCAUGGGGGUGCAUUUGGUGGGGCAUCAGGCGUCGAGCUCCAGCGCCACUCUUUUCUCUCUCUCCUCUGGGUCAUCCCCUAUUCUCCAAAUCAUCUCCUCCACCCUCAACAACACCCUGCGUUUGGACUACCGGGCCGGUGGAGGAGGAGCUCAGGGCCUCGUCAGCUUUCACUUCCCAAGGAGAAACCCCUUCUCCCGGGAGGAGUGGGUACAGCUGGCAGUGAGCCUGGAGACUGAUAGAGUGGCAUUUUUUGUAGACUGUCAAGAAGCCGUGGUUGUGCCGAUAAAAAAUAAAGAGAGAAUCAACCUGGAGCUGCCUCAGGAUGUUGCUGUCACUCUCGGCAGCACACCGGGAAAGAAGGACAGCAAAUUCAGUGGAUAUCUGAAGACGGCUGAGAUUUCACUGAGAGCGUAUCAUAAACGGCCGUGGCUCUGUGACAAUGUUACAGAUGCUCUGCCGUCGUCUCACAGCACAGAUUCUCAGACCGAUAGCAGACGAAUGCGCCAGCAGGAUGCCUCCCAUGGUAAACCUCAAACAAGCCACAGGCCAACAGACCAAACCAACCAUUAUCUCCAUGAAGUCCAGGGUGACCAGCUGCAGAGAGGUGUGGUGCUGGGGCCCCCAGGAUCUCCUCAAGGGGUAAAGUCUGUUUCUCAGGCACAGAGAGACGACAGGCUGAAGAAGCUGGAGAAGAGGCUGGAGGAGCUGGCUCAUAUGCUGGACAUGGUCAAAACUCAGAAUGCGGACCUACAGUCACGCGUGCAUUACCUGGAGGGUUGUGAGUGUGUGAGGCAGCGAUGUGUGUGGGAGGGCCGUGAAGUGGAGGAUGGCCAGCGUUGGCAGGUUGACCUCAACACCGUGUGUACGUGCGCAUCUGGAAAGGUCACAUGUCAAGCUAACAUCAAAGGGUGUGAGCCGGAUGGCACAGUUCAUAAUGUGUCCCACAGCAAUGUUGAUGGAAGUCAGACAUGUACGUGUAAGGGGGGUAACAGGGAAUGCUAUCCUACACCCUGCCCAACACUGGACUGCACCCAGAGGGAGACUUCACCCGAGGACUGCUGCCCACAGUGCAGAGGUUGUGUCCACUCUGGUGUCCAGUAUAACCACGGAGCCAAGUGGAGCCCAGAAGAGAACCCCUGUGACGUCUGCUACUGUUUGGAGGGUCACGUUCGCUGUGAGAGGGAGCAGUGCAACCCCCCCUGUAAAAACCCAGCUGCUCCUCCCCCCAAUACCUGCUGUCCCAUUUGUCAAGGUUGUGGUGUGAACGGUCACGACUUCCCUGACGGAGCUGUGAUCCCGACUGGAGACCGUUGUCAAGCGUGUACGUGUGUGAAUGGUAAUGUGGAUUGUUCGCCCCUCCCCUGUCCCGUCUUGUCUUGUCGAAACCCUGUGCAUCGCGCUGGAGACUGUUGCCCACGGUGCGAGCAGUGUGAAUACGAGUCCAGAGUGUUUGCAGAUGGACAGAAGUUCCCCUCCAGGAGAGACCCCUGCCUAGAGUGCCGCUGCUCUGGAGGUGAAGUGUCUUGUGAGCGUAUGGAUUCAUCAUGUCCCACACCUCGCUGCAGUCAUCCAGCUAAGCGCAAAGGAGAGUGCUGCCCCACAUGCGAUGAAUGUGAGUAUGACCGGAGGGUGUAUGCUGAUGGAAAAGUGUUCACCCCCGCUGGAAGUGGACCCUGCCUGCAGUGCAGAUGUAAGGGUGGUAACGUUAUCUGCCGUGAAGAGAAGUGCCCUCCUGUCCAGUGCUCCAACCCUGUUACAGACCCACAUCUCUGCUGUCCCAUAUGCAAAGCGUGUGUGUUGGACGGGGUGGAGUAUGAGGAGGGCUUCAACUGGCACCCUGAGGGUCCCUGCUCCAGCUGCACCUGUGUGAACGGAGAGGCCUUGUGCACACACACGCGCUGCGCCUCCACCGAGUGUCGUCAUCCCACCAAGAUCACCGGCUCCUGUUGUGCAGUGUGUGAAAGCUGCACCUACAACCAGCGUAUCUAUAACAAUGGCCAGAGGUUUACCACCCCUGACCAGCCCUGCCACAUCUGCACCUGUCAGCACGGCAGCGUGGAGUGUGAGAGGAGACCUUGUCCUCCACUCAACUGUUCCAAUUCGUACACACCACCUGGGGAGUGCUGCCCUAAAUGUCCAGACUGCUCCUUUGAAAAUCGUGUGUUUGUGGAUGGAGAGGCGUUUCCAAACCCCGUGAGUGUGUGUGAGGAGUGUAAGUGUGUGAGCGGCACGGUUGACUGCCACCAGGCACAGUGCCCUCAUCCUCGCUGCAACGCACCUCUACCUGGAAGCUGCUGUCAGAACAACUGCAACGGCUGCAGCUAUGCUGGGAAGGAGUAUCCCAAUGGGCAGGAGUUUCCACAUCCUACUGACAAAUGCAGGACAUGCAGCUGCAUAAAUGGGAAUGUUCAGUGUCUGAUGAAGAGGUGUCCACCACUGUCAUGCUCCAACCCAAACGUGCUGCCUGGAGACUGCUGCCCCCAGUGUCCUGCUCCUCCAGCGGACUGUGUGUAUGAACGCCGAACCUACAGACACUCUGAGCGCUUCUACCACCCGACUGACAGCUGUCAAUCAUGUGCCUGCACCGAUGGGAAAGUUCACUGUCAGCGCAAGCCCUGCCCCUUCGCUUCCUGUUCCCACCCCAUCACGCAGGAGUGCUGCCGCACCUGCGAAGGCUGCCUUUAUGAGGAUCGAGAGCGAGCUAACGGGGAGACGUGGGAUGAUGCUUCAGACCCGUGUGCGGCGUGUGUUUGUCGCGAGGGAUCUGUCCGAUGUGAGAGGAAGCGCUGCCCACCCGCCAACUGUAAGCACCCGGUCCAGAGGCAGUGCUGCAUGUCCUGUGAUGGCUGCAUGUUUCAUGGUAAAGAAUAUCCUGAUGGCACUGAGUUCGGUGACGACAAAGACCCCUGUAGCGUAUGUUACUGCUACGGAGGGGAGGUCGUCUGCACCAAGAUGCCCUGUUACGGGGAGUGCAGCCACCCUUACAAACCGCCCGGACAAUGCUGUGGAGAAUGUGAACGCUGUUUCUACAACAGUGCAGUCCUCACAAGUGGACAGUCAGUCCCUGACCCCGGAGACCUCUGCUCUGAGUGUACCUGCCAGACCGGCUCGGUGCGAUGUAGGAAGAAGUCGUGCUCAGCGGCCUCCUGUCCUCACCCGGUCACCAACGCAUGUGGCUGCCCUGUCUGCGACGGCUGUCAUUUCCGAGGCGUGACUUAUGCUGACGGACAGACCUUCCCUGGAGGAGAGGGAGGGUGCCAGGACUGCACAUGCUCAAGAGGUGAAGUAGUGUGUGCACGGCGGAGAUGCCCUGCUGUGUCGUGCCCUCACCCAGCUCUGGACGGCUGUGCGUGCGCCGUGUGUGACGGAUGCAACUUUCAUGGACGCGGCUGUUUCAACGGAGAACGUUUUCCCCACCCUACAGACCGCUGUCAGCUCUGCUCCUGUCUGAACGGUGCCGUGGUGUGCACACACGUGUCUUGUCCGAGUGUCGCCUGUGUGCGUCCGGUAACCCCUCCUGGAGAGUGCUGCCCCGUCUGCACAGGGAUUUGUCUCCAUCAGGGGAAGGAGUACCAGUCUGGCUCCACCUUCACUUCGCCCUCUGAUCCCUGCUUGUCAUGCUCCUGUCUGAAUGAGGUGGUGAACUGUCAGAGGAGACCUUGUCCGGUCCAGUGCUCCCAUCCGGUCCCCUCAGACUCCUGCUGCCCCGUCUGUGACUCCUGUCUGUAUGAGGACGUCAUCCACUCUCACGGUCACACCUUCACGCCCUCCACCAACCCCUGCCAGCGCUGUACUUGUGUCAGAGGCACCGUUACCUGUGUGCCCAUGGUCUGCCCGCCAACACCCUGCCUCCGAACUGUUACCAAGCCAGGACAAUGCUGUCCCGAGUGCCCAGUAUGUACGCUCGAUGGACAGGAGUUCAGCGACGGGCAGACAUGGAGCCUGAGUUCAAACCCCUGCUCCACCUGCACUUGCCAGGUAGGUGAGGUUCAUUGUGCGCCUCCCGAGUGCCCCAAGCUGCCUUGUAUGCAUCAGGUGACUGAUCCUGGAGCCUGCUGUCCUCGCUGCAGAGGUUGUAUGUACGGAGGAGAGGAGCAUACUGAGGGCAGCAGCUGGUUUGCAGACUCCACCCCCUGCAUGACCUGCAUGUGUGUGGACGGGGUGACCACGUGCUCUGAAGUACGCUGUCUGUCUCCCUGCAUCAACUUCAUCAGCGUGCCCGGGGAGUGCUGCCCCGUGUGUGCUGACUGUGUAUUUGAGGGCCGAGUGUACGGUCCAGAUGACAGCUUCCAUCCAGCUGACGACCCCUGUCAGGUCUGCACUUGUGAGGUGAUGCCGGACGGAGAGCAGCACCUGAGGUGUUACCGGAAGCAGUGUCCCAGUCUGGUGGACUGUCCCAAGAGCAACAUCUUGUUCUCGGGACCUGAAUCCUGCUGUCCUGUCUGUGCACAGCCUCUCAGUAACUGCACCUCUGCACUGAUCGGCAACGAGGUCCUGGCGACAGAUGACCCUUGUUUCACCUGCCACUGCCAGGACCUGACGUGGACCUGCUUACACCAGAUGUGCCUCCCGCUCACUUGCCCUCAUAAUGAACAGUUUACCCCUCCGGACUCAUGCUGCCCUGUGUGUAAAGAUUGUGUGAUUGAGGGCCAGAACAGACGCGUCGCCAACGGCAGCAGCUGGACUGACAGCGACGACCACUGCGUCACAUGUACCUGCAAUUGGGGCUACAUUGAGUGCAGCAUUGAAGAGUGUUUGCCAGCAGUUUGUCUGGAGGGUCAGAAACAAGUGAAGGCUCCUGGAAAAUGCUGCUAUGAAUGCCAAGACUCACAGGCGUCGUGUUUGUACCAGGGAACAGUAUAUCACUGUAACGAACGCUGGGAGGUGGAUGAGUGCACCAGCUGUACGUGCGUGUCUGGAGACGUUCACUGUCACACUGAGCGCUGCCCUCCCCUCACCUGCGCAACUGACGAGAUGCCAGCCAUUGUCCCUGGUUUGUGUUGUCCUCACUGCCUUCCUCGUCCAGCCACAUGCAUUGCCUUCGGAGACCCUCAUUAUCGCACCUUCGAUGGCCGCAUGCUGCACUUCCAGGGAACGUGCACAUAUAUCCUGGCACAGGACUGUGAGUCUGGAGACUUCAGUAUUCACGCGACCAACGACGAUCGUGGCCGUAAAGGAGUGUCCUGGACUAAAGAGGUGACCGUGUUUAUAGGAGACAUCAGCGUGCAGCUGCUGCAGGACUGGGUUGUGAAGGUGAACGAUGAGGUUGUGACUUUGCCGUUCCUCAAAGAACCAGAAAUCUAUGUCGAGCGACAAACCAACACCAUCUUACUCAACACUAACAUCGGGCUGAAGGUGCUGUGGAGUGGCCGUUCGCACCUAGAAGUGAGUGUGCCAGGCUCCUACAAGAGCCACACCUGUGGUCUUUGUGGAAACUUCAACAACUACUACCAGGAUGACCUCCGAAUGCCCAACGGACGAAUCAGCCUGUCAGAGUCUGACUUUGGCAACAGCUGGAAGGUCAAAAACGGCAGCCACUCCCUCUCAUCCUGUCGUCCCGGUGAGGAUGUCGACCCCUGUAAAGACGCAGGCUACCAGGCCAAGAAGGGGGCUAACGCUCGCUGCAAGGUGCUGAAGUCGGCUGCCUUCAAGCCCUGCCACCGCGUGGUGCCUCCUGAACCGUGGUACGGAGCCUGCGUGUACGACCUCUGCGCCUGCGGUGCCAAUACUGACGAGUGUCUGUGUGACACGCUGGAGGCCUACGCCAGCCAGUGCAGAGAAGCUGGAGUCGUCCUGCAGUGGAGGAGCCCAUCGCUGUGUGCUGUGGGCUGUCCGGUGGAGAGGGGCUUUGUGUUUGACGAGUGCGGACCCCCGUGUCCCGUUACCUGCUUUAACGUUGAUGUACCACUGGGGGUGAUAGAGAGCCACUGCUUCAAGCCCUGUGUACCAGGCUGCCAGUGUCCUGCUGGUCUGGUCCUACACAACAACCACUGCAUUCAGCCAGAAAAGUGCCCCAGGAUCAUUCACAGAAACCCCUCGUGAAGCUUGAAACAAGCACUUUCAAGUGUACUAGUACGCACGUACACACACACACACACACACACACGCACUGCCACCACUAAUAAUCUCCACGUAAGGGACUGCAAAAGACUGAAUGACAGAUGAACCUCCAUCACCUGUGGAUUUAACACAGUGACUGUGUGAAAUACUGCAUUUUUUUGUAUUAACAUUGUAAUAUUAUUAUUAUAUGUAGCACUGAAUAUUUAUACUACACAGGGUUUGUUGUUUUUAUUCCACAUGUUGAUUGGCAAUGUCGCUACCUGUUUGUUUUAUACAUGUAUGGUAUAUUGUCCACAGCCUUUAGGUUAUUUUAACAGUAUUAUUUAUCAGAAGAGCAUUUGUUUACUGUACAGGUUUAUUGUUGGAUUGUAUAAACAGUAAGCCUCAUAAUCUCAGGUACCCGUCUUUCAUUCUCCAAUGUACAAAUAAACAAAGGCUUUACUAAUAUUUGGGGUGUUUCAUUUUUUUUUUCUGAGGUUCAUUUUAUUACGCAUGAGUAUGUUCUUGGUAACGCUCUCUUGUUUUCAUUUCG
Molecule: messenger RNA, 7439 nt
Organism: Acanthopagrus latus (yellowfin seabream)
Lineage: Eukaryota; Metazoa; Chordata; Actinopteri; Spariformes; Sparidae
Product: kielin cysteine rich BMP regulator
Exons: 46
Coding region: 584-6889 (2101 amino acids)
Molecular function (GO): protein binding
Source: RefSeq, a predicted model, not a curated record